GGCUGCGUUCGUGUCACUCAGCUCGCUCUGCGCUGGUGUUUCGGGUUGCUAUGUGUCAGAUGCUGGGGUGAGGAGACGUUGAAAAUUCAUGUUUUGGUUGGGCCGAGCCUUCAACGGAGCUCGGGAUACAGCAGUCUGAAGGAGUCGAUAUUUUUAUUUUAACGCCCGAAGAGCUUGGUUUUUCAAAAAAAAAAUAUUUAUUUGUGUUUUGUCUUUGUUAAUGGCUCAGCAAUGCAGAGCGGCAGCGUUGAUACAAAUGCUAAUGUACGACUGGUGAGGCAAAUUUUAACUCUUAGUUUAGUCCCAAGAGAAAAUGGCACCUUAUGCUCCAACGAAACGGCGCUGUGUGAAUUUUCAGAGAUGUGGUACGGUGUCUUCCUGUGGGCGGUGGUCUCCUCCCUGGUCAUCCACCUGCCAGCAGGGCUGCUGGCCCUCUUCACGCUCCGACACCACAAGUACGGCAGGUUCAUGCCGGUGUCCAUACUGCUGAUGAGUAUCAUUGGGCCAGUCUUUGGAGGAAGCCUAACCAGUGCCGCGAUUGCCGGGGUAUACAGAGCAGCGGGGAAAGGAAUGAUCUCUUUGGAAGCUCUCAUUCUAGGUGUCGGACAGUCCUUUUGUGUCCUGGUUAUUUCAUUCUUGCGGAUUUUGGCGACGCUAUAGCAUUUGGCCGUGCAAUUACUCGCAAGUGAAGAUACGUCUUAAGAUGUCCAGUGCUAUGAGAACUAAGGGGCUUGCCCUUUUAAAAAGCAUCCAGUGCAAUCGCAUUAGUCCAAUAAGAGGCCUUCUUUCAAAGCCAGAGUGUAGCUUUGUUUUUAAUGACAAAGCUGUGCUGGGCAGCUCAUGAAACCCUCUUUUAGGUUUAGAUUUAUUUAUUUAUUUUUAAUUUUCAGUAAACUGGCAACUAACACCUCUGUUUAAAGGACUGCUUGCACUUUAAAUACAGCCUAUUCAAUCCAAGUCAAUACCUCACUGCCAGCAAGCAUUCCGAAGGGCUUAAUACUGACCAGCCUAACCGUUCCACAAGUAGUGUGUGUUUUUUUUGUGGCACUGCUUAUCAAAUUUGGGAAGGUAUUGCUGUUCUGCAGUAUUGGCCUCAAAGAACUUCAACAUGCAACUAAGAGAACAGCUGAAAAGCGACUUCCGUGUGUCUUGAAGCAGCGGAGACACUUCAGUGGUGACUGUUUGCUAAAGGGAGUUCUGCUAGCAACACAAGCCUUGUGUGCAUUUAUUCUUUGCAGACCUGUAGCUUGACUAGGGCUACAUGGUUCAACGUGUCCCAGCAUGAUAAAGUACACAUUCUCAUUCCUGUUCACAAAAAUAAAUAAAUAAAUAGCAACUUCAGUGCAAAAAAAAAAGAGGGGUAGUCUAAGAGACAGGGCUUCAACUUUUCCCACAGUGACCCCUUUAUAACGCAGUAGUCGGGAGCUAUGGUUAAGAGACCAUGGAAUUUGUGCGCCGUCCACCCGCAGGAGGGUAAGCUACCCUUACCUUGGUUCUCUUCCACUUGUGCUGAUAAUUAAGUAAUAACUUGAAGUCUCACUAAAUGUGACAAGUGGUGUGGACUGGUCCUGGGUUCUACUAAAUAGUCAGCUAUGUGAACAGAAUCAGUCAUUUUAUGUACGGGGUCAGUACAAAUGACAGUGAAUGAGAGAGGUUCCACCUGUCAUGUAUUAUACAUUGCCUUUUUACACAAGACCCCAUUGCUGUCAUAUAGCACUACAACUGGGAGCCUACGGACAAAGUUUCAUGCCUUUCAAGGUUUUCCUGAAAGAGAUAGUGGAAUUAAAUGUUUUGUAAAUGUAUGCAACAUCAAUUCAAAGAAAAGCCUGAUUCUAAAAUAUCUACACUCAGACUUCGUCAGAAUCAAAAUAGUUUUUUUACUUUUUUUAUGCCAGAAGUUUUGGUUGUAAGGGGAGCUGUAACAGCAGGGAAGCCGUGUUCAGCUGAACACCUUUCCUGGUUCCUGCAAACUGGUUACUCUGGUAAAACCAAAUGCAGUCGUUUCCAGUACCUACCCAAUCAAAUGCUAGCUUUAAACACCAAUUAUAUUUGACUAAAUUGGUGUGUGUGUUUAAUUUAUGGCAAUCAAAAUCAAACGUAGCUGUUGAUCAAGAAACACACUGUUCUUGUUGAUCCCUUCUUUCUGAUAGAAGACGGAGACUUCCUUUAAAUGCAUUUAAUGGAAAGGCUUUGUGACGAUCGUAAUGUUAUGUUGCUGUGUAAUUCCGACACUGCAUGACCUGGUACCUAAGCUGAAGAACAUGCCUGUUAAUAGUGAAUCCUUGAGACGAAGAAUCGUGUUAAACUGUAAAUCUGGUUCAAAUGAAGCUACUUUGUCUUUAACUUUUACAAUUGCAGAAGGGUCCAUAUGAUUCCUAAAAUGCAACUGGGAACAUUGUUUAAUGCAUGGGAGAUACACUGGGCACAUUGUUUAAUUGCAGGUGCACAAAUCUAACCGACAUCCACCCUUAGGGGGUGAAUCUGUGUUCGCUCGUGGACCAAAAAAAAUAAAUAAACCUGGCAUGAUUAUUGCAUUGUGCUUCAGUGACCAGAGAACAAUAAGCCAUCAUUGGAGUAACACAAGAUGAAAAACUAGUUUUUAAAAAAUAAAAAUCUGUGCUGAACAUUUAAGAGUCAGCCUCUUAGGCUGUUGGAGGCAGUGUGCUAACAAGCCAGUUUGUUUCUGAAGGGACCAUGUUGCAGUGCCCAUAUUCUUUUAUGCUCUAAUUUGCAGUGGCCUGCUUUUUUAAUAUAGUGAAGAAAUUCUGUAUUUUAACACUGUUGUGAUAUGCAUGACAAGGGGGGGGGGGUGUAUGACAGAUUAUUUUGUAUUUUAACAGACUAAGUGCCAAUUGUUUCUGUUAACAUUUAUUAAAUUAUUACAUUUAUUAAAUAACAUUUGAAUAAUAA
This is a messenger RNA of Acipenser ruthenus (sterlet), 2910 nucleotides long. Its product is annotated as transmembrane protein 170A-like. Bases 232 to 660 code for a protein of 142 amino acids. The transcript is spliced from 3 exons. Gene Ontology annotation, cellular component: endoplasmic reticulum membrane. The record is from RefSeq and is a predicted model, not a curated record. NCBI's taxonomy places the organism in Eukaryota, Metazoa, Chordata, Actinopteri, Acipenseriformes, Acipenseridae. Gene Ontology annotation, biological process: endoplasmic reticulum tubular network organization.